Ipomoea nil (Japanese morning glory) is the source of this 1828-nucleotide messenger RNA. Its product is annotated as AT-hook motif nuclear-localized protein 13-like. Gene Ontology annotation, molecular function: minor groove of adenine-thymine-rich DNA binding. The transcript is spliced from 5 exons. The record is from RefSeq and is a predicted model, not a curated record. Bases 314 to 1426 code for a protein of 370 amino acids. NCBI's taxonomy places the organism in Eukaryota, Viridiplantae, Streptophyta, Magnoliopsida, Solanales, Convolvulaceae.
AAAACCCUAGAACUAUACUAGUAUACUCUACAAUCCAAAAUACAACACUAGUCGGUCUUCUCUUUCUUCCGUCAUCUUUCGGCAUCACUUUUCGACUUUUCCCAUCUCCCCUCUGCAACUCUUGCAGUAAGAGUAGGUUUUCAGUAUCCAAACCAAAAGCAAAAGAAAAAAGAAAAAAAUCUAAACCCACCACCCACCCACCCGCAUUGCAAUUUCCCAAAACCCAUUUUUUUUUUUUUGUUUUUCAUUUUUUAUUAGGAAAGAAAGAAACAAUCUUUGUUGGUUUUAAACUGGUGCCAGUAAUUUUUUUAUAAUGGAUUCUCAAGAUUCCCACCACCCUCAGGCUCAAUUCCACCACCCGCAACAACCGCAACCCGGGCCCACCAUGAUGGUGGCGCCGCCUCAGCAGGCCAACUCUUACAGUGCCAUGAUGCAACAGCAGCAACAAAACCCUCGUUUCCCUUUCAAUCCCAUGGUGGGUACGGGUUCGGGUCAGCCGCCGCCGCCGCCCACCGCCGUGGAUUACUCCGACGGAUCGUCCCCCAGGGCGGCAGCUUCUGGGUUCGGGGGCAUUGAGCCCCCCGCCAAGAAGAAGAGAGGCCGCCCCAGAAAGUACUCUCCCGACGGUGGCAUUGCUCUUGGCCUCUCUCCUACGCCCGUCUCUCCGAUUUCCUCAAUGGUGGCCGCCCACGCCGACUCCGCUGGUGGGACCGGGACCAGCAACGCUGCCAUGACUCACUCCUCCUCCGAGAAUCAACCCAAGAAGGCCCGAGGGAGGCCUCCCGGCUCUGGAAAGAGACAAUUGGAUGCUCUGGGGUCGACUGGAAUUGGUUUCACACCCCAUAUAAUCACCGUGCAAGCUGGAGAGGAUAUAGCUAAAAAGAUAAUGACUUUCUCGCAGCAAGGACCAAGAACAGUUUGCAUUCUCUCUGCGAGUGGUGCUAUAUGCAAUGCUACCCUUCGCCAACCAUCAUCAUCUCUUGGAGGCACUGUGACCUUAGAGGGACGAUUUGAAAUAGUCUCUUUAUCAGGUUCGUUCUCACCAUCAGAAAGUAAUGGCAACGGCAGCAGAACAUGUAGCUUGAGUGUUUCGCUGGCUGGGGCAGAUGGUAAAGUUGUGGGUGGUGGAGUUGCGGGAAUGCUUAAAGCAGCUGGACCAGUGCAGGUAAUUGUAGGUAGCUUCAUUGCGGAUGCUAAAAAGCCAAAGUAUAAGCCAUCUUCUUCAACCCCGUCGUCAAAUAUGUUGAAUUUUGGUGCCCCAAUCACGGGGGCUAGUCCCCCUUCUGAGGAUGGCUCGAGCGAGUCUUCUGAUGAAAACGGUGGCAGUCCACUCAAUCAUGGACCACCGCCAUAUGGUAAUGCCGGCCAACCAAUCCAAACUAUGCCAAUGUACGGAAACAUGGGCUGGCCUAACUCUACUGUCUAGACAACGACCGUUGCUUAAUUGACAUGAAACGCAUCUUUGGACAUUUGACUUGUUGACUACCUUCAAGAGAGUUACCGCAAAGGCUAACAGGAAGUAGCGGCCGCUCUUUCUACUUCUAGACGAAGAAGUCACCUCUAUAUUUUUAUUCAGUGCAUGCUCGGGGUCUUGGCUGGUUAACAAAUAUGGCUCUCACAGGAAAUGGUGUCUUUGCAACUUCGGAAUCUUUGUUCUUAGUUUAUUCGUAUAAUAUAUAUAUACAUGAGUAUUUAUAAUGAUGAUUGUGAGAGACCCUUCUUAUUUUAGAAGUGUUAGUUGUAAGUCUGAUCAACUGGAGUAGGAUUUCCAUACAAUUAUCAGCUCACUUUUCUGUCAAUCUUUACCCAUUUGCUCUCUCAGCUCAAA